Molecule: messenger RNA, 3060 nt
Organism: Hyposmocoma kahamanoa
Lineage: Eukaryota; Metazoa; Arthropoda; Insecta; Lepidoptera; Cosmopterigidae
Gene: Cip4
Product: formin-binding protein 1-like
Exons: 15
Coding region: 184-2034 (616 amino acids)
Biological process (GO): signal transduction
Molecular function (GO): protein binding
Source: RefSeq, a predicted model, not a curated record
AGUUUGAUCCGCUCGGGUUUGGCUCGUGUCAUGUCACGUCAGUCAGCCAUGUUUAUUUCCAAGAAAUGUGAUGGAGAUUGUGAUUUGUGAAAAAUAUUAAUAGAGUGAAAAAUAUUGCGCAUUUUAUGUACUAAACUGUGCUGAGUGAAGCAAGUCAAUUCAAUGUGAUACAUUAACGUGAAAAUGAAUUCAGGAUACAUUACCGUGAAAAUGAAUUGGGGAACUGAGCUUUGGGAUCAAUAUGAUAACUUAGCGGCUCACACACAGAAAGGAAUUGAAUUUCUAGACAAAUAUGGAAACUUCGUUAAGGAAAGAUGUCAAAUAGAAUUAGAGUAUGCAGGAAAACUUAGGAGACUUGUCAAAAACUACCAACCAAAAAGGAAAGAAGAAGACGAAUAUCAGUACACAGCAUGCAAAGCAUUCAGACAGUUGCUUCAAGAGCUAGGCGACUUCGCGGGUCAGCGCGAGGUGGUCGCCGAAAAUCUGCAGUCAAAUGUCGUCAGGGAAGUGCACUUGCUUGCUAAGGAAUUGAGGGAGGAGAGAAAGCAACAUUUGAAUGAGGGUGCAAAACAGAUGGCAGUACUAAAUUCAGCGAUAGGGGCGCUGGACAGAGCGCGGAGAGCUUACGAGCGCGCCGCGAGGGAAUCGGAAAGGGCACUCGAUGCCUUCCAAAGGGCAGACGCAGACCUCAAUUUAAGCCGAGCAGAGGUAGAGAAGCAAAAGGCGAACAUGAAACUCCGGAGCCAAGCGAGCGAAGACGCAAAGCAUGAGUAUGCAGACCAGCUGCGUAAAACCAACGAGGCGCAGCGACAGCACUACGAACAGAGGCUCCCACAUGUCUUCAAACAGUUACAGGAUAUAGACGAGAAAAGAAUAAAGAACAUAAAGAAUUUUAUGCUCAGUUCAGUUGACGUUGAGAGAAAAGUAUUUCCAAUAAUCAUGCAGUGCCUAGACGGAAUGGAACAAGCAGCGAAUAGUAUUAACGAAAAAGAGGACACACAGGCAGUAAUAGAUAGGUACAAAUCCGGGUUUAUGCCUCCUGAAGACAUUCCUUUUGAGGAACAACGCGGGGGUGUGGAUAGCACGGACUCUGUGCCUCACCAUCCACAUAAUCACUUGACAGCGGCGCGCGGCACAGUCUCCGGGCAUCGUAUCAAAAAACGCGGUGGUCUACUCUCCAUCUUCAGCUCCAACAAGAAGAUUAUCGAGGCGUGCAACUCGAUCAAGAAUAACAUGUCUGUGGAUGGAAAGGAGGAUUAUUCAGACUUACCACCGAAUCAGAAGAAGAAAAAACUACAGGCCAAAGUUAGCGAGCUACAAAAACAGGUGGCCCAGGAGCAAGCGGCCAUGGAGGGUUUAAUGAAGAUGAAAGGUGUAUACGAAACCAACCCAACGCUUGGCGACCCAAUGACUGUAGAAGGUCAAUUGAACGAGUGUUGUGAUAAGUUGAAGAAGUUGCGCGCGCAACUACACAAAUUCGAAGAGCUACUGGCCGUGGCCAACAGCCAAGUCUGCGCGCCGCCGCCGCAUCCAACCGCCAGAACCAACGGUGCUACGCCUACGCAAGCCACCAGCAUCGGAUCAAACAGCGAGUCUCUAUCACGGUCAGCGUCAGAGUCAUCAGUGUCGACAGGCGCGGGUGCGGGGGGCGGGUCGGUGUGCGGCGCGGGAGGCACGGGACGCGUGGCCGGCGGCUCGCCUGAGUCGGGCCUGGGCGGCGAGUUGGCCACACACGCCACUAUCGGCGAUCAUGCCAACGGUGACGACCACGAUCACGACAAUGAUCAUGAGUCUGACUUCGACUACUAUUACGAGCCCGACUUGCAGCCGCUAGGUUACUGCAAAGCGCUCUAUCCAUUUGAAGCAAACGGUACGGGGUCAACAAUGCGCAUGGAGUGCGGCGAGCGGCUGCUAGUACUGGAGACGGACGCUGGCGACGGUUGGACGCGCGUUCGUCGUCACCACACACGCGAGGAAGGUUUCGUACCCACCACAUAUAUCGCCACCACACUCUACGCCGAAGCGCAGCACUAGCCGCCGACUGCGGUCGUGCACUGUUGGUCGGUCAGCGACAGCGACAGCGGUGGGUGUCCCUCAUGUUGGGCUACCAACAUCCCCCUGCCUCGUGACUUGUGCGCGUCUCUCGGACUUUGUGCAAUUCACAUACGUUCUUGUGGCCUAUUAUAGUAGCCAGUAUUUUUGCUAUUAUUUAUGGUUACGAAGUGUAAACAUUAUUUUUAUAACGUUGUUUCUAUUCCGAUUAUUCUGGCCAUUGCCACGAAAUCAGAACGACAAAAUCAUAAUAACAUUCCAUGAUCUUAUUUAUUGUGUAAAUUGUUGGCUAUAUGACGUACAUAUUUUCAUGUAUGCCGUAUAGCGUUAUAGCUGUAACGUUAAUUGUAAUAUUGUGUAACUCGUCUAGAUCUUCAUUGUGCCAGCUGUUUUAUGUAAGAAUUUUUUCGUACUUAUUAUAGUUGUUAUUCACUUGCUUUUAUGUGAUUCUGCCAUUGAGUAUUUGAAAUUAUAGCAAAAAUAGAUAGUAAAAUAUGAAGUAAUUGAAAAAUGUAAAAUAUGUAAACUUAAAUUAAUCUCUUAUUGAAUAGUAGCUCCGUAAUUGACAUUGUAUUGAAUGGUUGAAUGAUGCUAUCGUAAACGAAUAAAUAUUUGUAUCCUAUAUGACAUGAUAUAUUGUAAAUGCUUAUGUUUAUUGAAUUAUACAUAGUAAUUAAUGCUAUCUAAAUGUCGUAACUAGCCAAUGCUAUUUUCUGAAUAUUUGCUGUAUGCAAUAAAAGUUAGUUAUAUAUUUAUAUAAUGUACAACGUGGACUCGCUAAGCGCUGGCAGACAAUUGCUACCGUAUGAAAUGGGAGAUGUGUGACGUCGAGUGUUUUAUCUCGUCAUGUAUAAUUAGAUUAAUUGUCUUGAUAGAUGUAAUGUAAAAUGUAUAGAACUAGUUGGUACAUAAAUGAAAUGAUAUGCUAAUGAAGAUCACACGAGUGUUUAUAUAUGCGAGUUUGUAGGUAUCCAUGAAGUAAUCGGCUGCCAGCGCUUGCGCUCUGAA